Molecule: messenger RNA, 3979 nt
Organism: Hemibagrus wyckioides
Lineage: Eukaryota; Metazoa; Chordata; Actinopteri; Siluriformes; Bagridae
Product: protein transport protein Sec16B-like
Exons: 15
Coding region: 71-1969 (632 amino acids)
Biological process (GO): regulation of mitotic cell cycle; negative regulation of apoptotic process; protein autophosphorylation
Cellular component (GO): cytoplasm
Molecular function (GO): protein serine/threonine kinase activity; ATP binding
Source: RefSeq, a predicted model, not a curated record
AAUGAGCUAGAAUAUCCGCGGGUGUUGCUAACUUGCUAAUUUACCACAGUUUUACAGAAAACUGUUGAAAAUGUUGGACAUUCUGAAGAACAACAACCAAGAAGUAGGACUUCCUGAUCCAUGUGUAUUGUGUACAGAGAAGCCCAGCCUCCUGACACCACCUGAUGAUGACAGUCAGGACCUUCAUGUGGAUAGAAGUUUUCCUGGCCCUCUCAUGAGCAACACCAUGCAGAAAAAUCACCUGCUUCGCUCCAUCCAGUGUGAAGCUGAGGGUUGUCUGGAACACACUGGAACACCUGGAAAAAAGGAGGAUUACUUAUUUUGGCAGAUUAUGGACUUGUUCUGUCGUCACAAUGGAAAAGUGAUGAUGGCUCAAGUCGCUGCGACUCUCUUCAAGGGUUACGGCUUCCUGGUAAAGAACAUAUCGAAAGUGAGUGAGUACCAGACCCUGAGGGACUGGUGUCUUCCUCUGGGAAAGCUCUUGUGCUCCUCUCUCCCAGUCGAUGAGCAGAGAGAAGCCGUGAUUAAGAUGGGAGAUGAUCUCGCCUGCAGGGGACUGACGUACGCUGCACACAUCUGCUACGUGGUGGCAAAAGUGGACCUCGGGACACGGAGCCAGUUUGACUUGAUCGGAUACAAGAGUCUUCCAUUUGGUUUGACCAUCCUGACAGCAGCCAUUAAGAAAACGGAGGUUUAUGAAUACGUCCUGUCUCUGACCUCAGGCCUGGCACAGCCAAACUUCCAGCUCUACAAGUUGUGUCAUGCCAGCCGCCUUUCCAUGACUGAAGUAUUUCAUGAAAACGCCUUUAAAUACUGUGAGACCAUCGCCAGGGCGGUCAUCACCUUCCCCGACAGAUUCAGAAAGAGCUUCGUGGAACGGCUCAUUUCGCUGUCUAACAAAGUGAAGACAUCUGGAAAAGAAUUGGAGUGGCUGCAAGAGGUCGGGCAGCUGUACGGAGUGGACGCUGAUGCAGACACUAACGCUGUCCCAGAGCAGCACGUGUCUUUUACCAGCUCUGAGGACUCAGAAAGUGACUCGAGUGACAAAGAUGACUCGAGUGACGAAGAUGACUCGAGUGACGAAGAUGACUCGAGUGAUGAAGAUGACUCGAGUAACGAAGAUGAAGAUGAGAAUCCUGAUCUGGACCGAGAAGGACCUUUAUUUGCUAUGCUUGCUUCACGGUACACCGUUGGAAAGCUGCUGGGGAAGGGAGGCUUCGGGUCAGUCUACGGGGGCGUCCGUAAUGACGAUGGGAAAGAGGUUGCCAUCAAAUUUAUGAAGCAGAAACACUUCAUCAAGCCCAAACAGAUUCCCGGAGAGACCAGCAAGGUGCAUGCGGAGGUGGCGCUGAUGAAGAUGGUGUGCGAACCUCCUCGGUGUAGCAAUAUUGUGGAGCUCCUGGAGUGGUUCGAAACGCCCGAACAAAUCGCCUUGGUCAUGGAGAGACCCAGCCCCUGUAUGGACCUUCGUAAAUUCACUAAAAGUCAGGGAGGUCGUCUGACUGAAGAUCAGGUAAGAGACAUUAUGUUGCAGGUCGUCCGAGGUCUUCGGCACUGCGCUGACCGCGGAGUGCUGCAUCGUGACGUCAAAUGUGAGAAUCUACUCAUCAAUACCGACACUCUGGAGGUCAAACUGAUCGACUUUGGCUGUGGAGAACUGCUAAAGAACAGACCAUACACAGAAUUUGCAGGAACUCCUGCAUUCUAUCCUCCGGAGUGGCAGCUGGAGGAAUGUUAUAUGGGCAUUCCUGCUGCCAUCUGGGGUCUGGGAGUUCUGUUGUUCCUCCUGGUCUGUGGACGCUAUCCCUUUCAAUGUGAGGACGACAUUGUAGACGGACACCUGAAAUUCUCUCCUGAUGUGUCUCGAGAUUUCAUCGAGCUGGUGCUGUGGUGCCUGGACUUCAGGUCUGAUAUGAGGCCGUCUUUCGAGGACUUCAUCAGCCAUGAGUGGUUCACAGAGAGAGUUUAGGACAGACUCCAGAUUCCUGCUGACACCAAAGACCUGGAAAAGCUGACCACAAAACAAACACAAAACUAGCCUUUUUUUGUUAGCCUUUGCUAGUCUUUGUUAGCUUUGCUAAUUGUCAGUUGUUCAUUUGUUCAUAGGUAUUAGGCCUCAUAAAAUUAAUAAAAGUUAUUAUAAAACAAAAGAAAAUGUAUAAAAAUCUUGACAGCCUAUGUUAGCUUUAAUUAAUAAAAAUUCAAAUAAAACAAAAGUAAUAUAUAUAAAUGCGCAGAACUUCUCACUGAAGCCCAAUUUCCACCAAAUGCAGUAAACAUUCAGUAUUUUAAUCAUUGUUGCACUUUACUCCAGCCCAGCUUUAUAUAUCUUAUACACUAUAUUGCCAAAAGUAUUCGCUCACCCAUCCAAAUAAUCAGAAUCAGGUGUUCCAAUCACUUCCAUGGCCACAGGUGUAUAAAAUCAAGCACCUAGGCAUGCAGACUGUUUUUACAAACAUUUGUGAAAGAAUGGGUCGCUCUCAGGAGCUCAGUGAAUUCCAGCGUGGAACUGUGAUAGGAUGCCACCUGUGCAACAAAUCCAGUCGUGAAAUUUCCUCGCUCCUAAAUAUUCCACAGUCAACUGUCAGCUGUAUUAUAAGAACGUGGAAGUGUUUGGGAACGACAGCAACUCAGCCACGAAGUGGUAGGCCACGUAAACUGACGGAGCGGGGUCAGCGGAUGCUGAGGCGCAUAGUGCGAAGAGGUCGCCAACUUUCUGCAGAGUCAAUCGCUACAGACCUCCAAACUUCAUGUGGCCUUCAGAUUAGCUGAAGAACAGUGCGCAGAGAGCUUCAUGGAAUGGGUUUCCAUGGCCGAGCAGCUGCAUCCAAGCCGUACAUCACCAAGUGCAAUGCAAAGCGUCGGAUGCAGUGGUGUAAAGCACGCCGCCACUGGACUCUAGAGCAGUGGAGACGCGUUCUCUGGAGUGACGAAUCGCGCUUCUCCAUCUGGCAAUCUGAUGGACGAGUCUGGGUUUGGCGGUUGCCAGGAGAACGGUACUUGUCUGACUGCAUUGUGCCAAGUGUAAAGUUUGGUGGAGGGGGGAUUAUGGUGUGGGGUUGUUUUUCAGGAGCUGGGCUUGGCCCCUUAGUUCCAGUGAAAGGAACUCUGAAUGCUUCAGCAUACCAAGACAUUUUGGACCAUUCCAUGCUCCCAACUUUGUGGGAACAGUUUGGAGCUGGCCCCUUCCUCUUCCAACAUGACUGUGCACCAGUGACCAAAGCAUGGUCCAUAAAGACAUGGAUGACAGAGUCUGGUGUGGAGGAACUUGACUGGCCUGCACAGAGUCCUGACCUCAACCCGAUAGAACACCUUUGGGAUGAAUUAGAGCGGAGACUGAGAGCCAGGCCUUCUCGUCCAACAUCAGUGUGUGACCUCACAAAUGCGCUUCUGGAAGAAUGGUCAAAAAUUCCCAUAAACACACUCCUAAACCUUGUGGACAGCCUUCCCAGAAGAGUUGAAGCUGUUAUAGCUGCAAAGGGUGGACCGACGUCAUAUUGAACCCUAUGGAUUAGGAAUGGGAUGUCACUUAAGUUCAUAUGCGAGUCAAGGCAGGUGAGAGAAUACUUUUGGCAAUAUAGUGUAUUUCAUUAUUGGUUCCUAACAUUCACGUUCAUCUCACAACAUUAAUAAUAACUGUAUUAUUUGAGUCUUAUGAUUUCUGCUGGGGAAAAUAAAUCUGAUGAGUUUUUGUUAAUUGAGAGUUAAACACAAGUCCUGAUCGGCUGUAGACGUUAGUUUUUUCAUCAAACAGGAUUUUGAUCCUGGAUUUAUUGACAUCAUGGAUUACAGCUGGACUGUUAAACAUCUGUUCAUGAUGCACAAUCCAUCCAUCCUACCUGCUGGAGCCGUUAUAUUGAUGUGUAAUUUGUGUUCCAGACACUAGAGGGCGAGUAUUGUGAGUAAAUGUAAUUAAGGUGAUGGUUACAGGUGACACACCGGAGGUCAGACACACCUACUAAUUUAUUAUUUUAUAUUG